Messenger RNA from Hipposideros armiger (great roundleaf bat), 516 nucleotides. It is a transcript of the gene PIN4, whose product is annotated as peptidylprolyl cis/trans isomerase, NIMA-interacting 4. Lineage: Eukaryota; Metazoa; Chordata; Mammalia; Chiroptera; Hipposideridae. Gene Ontology annotation, biological process: rRNA processing. The transcript has 4 exons. The coding region runs from base 100 to 495 and encodes 131 amino acids. Gene Ontology annotation, molecular function: DNA binding; peptidyl-prolyl cis-trans isomerase activity. The record is from RefSeq and is a predicted model, not a curated record.
AUGCUGGGCUCAGGCAUUUAUUUAGGACAGGCCCAUGGGGCCUGAAGGGGCUUUGUACAGCAAUCGGUACACUUAAGAGUUCAACGGCAGGUUUCGAGGAUGCCGCCUAAAGGAAAAAGCGGUUCUGGGAAAGGGGGAAAAGGGGGAGCCGCCUCUGGGAGUGACAGCUCUGACAAGAAAUCUCAGGGUCCCAAAGGUGGUGGCAAUUCAGUAAAGGUCAGACACAUUCUGUGUGAAAAACAUGGAAAAAUCAUGGAAGCCAUGGAAAAGUUAAAGUCUGGAAUGAGAUUCAAUGAAGUGGCCACACAAUAUAGUGAAGACAAAGCCAGGCAAGGGGGCGACUUGGGUUGGAUGACCAGAGGGUCCAUGGUGGGACCAUUUCAGGAAGCAGCCUUUGCCUUGCCUGUCAGCGGGCUGGACAAGCCCGUGUUUACAGACCCUCCAGUGAAGACGAAGUUCGGAUAUCAUAUUAUUAUGGUUGAAGGGAGAAAAUAAAAUACUUUGAAAGACUGACUA